Molecule: messenger RNA, 2121 nt
Organism: Arabis nemorensis
Lineage: Eukaryota; Viridiplantae; Streptophyta; Magnoliopsida; Brassicales; Brassicaceae
Source: the annotation of a GenBank genome assembly
AUGGAGGUUCCGCUCUCGCGUUACCAGAGCUUAAGGUUAGACGAUAUUCAGAGUAGUUCUUGUCGAGAGUCUUAUUCCAAUCCCAAGGUUUUCAAUUUCCCGCGGUUUUCUGGAUACGGUUUCUCGCUCUGUCGAAGAAGAUGGAAGAACCCAUUUCGGAGAAUCACGUGUUCCUCUCUGGUUCAAGGGCUGAAACCAAAGCCAAAGCUGAAACCGGAACCAAUUAGACAAGUUGAUCCUGUUUUGGAAGAUACCCGGAUCAGGGAGUCUGGUCUGGUGGGGAUAUGUAGUCAGAUAGAGAAGUUAGUGUUGUGUAAUAGAUUGAGGGAUGCGUUUAACUUGUUUGAGACUUUGGAGAUUCGAGGUAGUGUUCAGGUUGGGAUGACCACUUACAAUGCAUUGGUGGAAGCUUGUAUUCGUUUGAGGUCCAUUCCUUGUGUCAAAAGGGUUUUCGGGUAUAUGGUGAGCAAUGGGUUUAAGCCAGAGCUAUACAUGAUGAACAGAAUCCUCUUGAUGCAUGCCAAAUGUGGGAUGAUUAUAGAGGCACGUAGGUUAUUCGAUCAAAUGCCUCACAGAAACUUGUUUUCUUACAACUCCAUUAUCUCUGUUUAUGUCAACUUUGGUAACUAUCUUGAGGCUUUUCACCUGUUUAAGAUGAUGUGGGAGGAGCUUUCUGAUUCUGAGACUCACACAUUCUCGGUCAUGCUGCGAGCUUCCGCUGGGUUAGGGUCUAUUUCUGUGGGGAAACAAUUGCACGUCUGUGCAUUGAAAUUAGGACUCGUCAAUGACACCUUUGUCUCCUGCGGAUUGAUCGAUAUGUAUAGCAAGUGCGGGGACAUUAAAGAUGCUCGAUGCGUUUUCGAUAAUAUGUCUGAGAAGACUACGGUUGCGUGGAAUGGCAUCAUAGCAGGUUAUGCGCUCCAUGGUUUCAGCGACGAAGCUCUGUGUUUAUUGUAUGGGAUGCGAGACUCAGGUGUGUCUAUUGAUCAUUUCACACUUUCCAUCAUGAUAGGAAUUUCUACAAAGCUUGCAAAGCUCGAGCUUAUUAAGCAAGCACACGCUUGUUUAAUUCGGAGCGGUUUUGAAUCAGAAAUCGUCGCAAACACGGGUCUUGUGGAUUUUUAUAGCAAAUGGGGUAGAGUAGACACUGCUAGAUAUAUCUUUGAUAAAUUGCCGAGAAAAAAUAUAUUCUUAUGGAACGCUUUGAUGGGUGGAUAUGCAAAUCAUGGCAGAGGAUCUGAUGCGGUUAACUUGUUUGAGAAAAUGCUUACUGCAAAAGUAGCUCCAAACCACAUCACGUUCCUUGAAGUUCUAUCAGCUUGUGCCCAUUCAGGUUUAUCUGAACUGGGAUGGGAGAUUUUUCUAUCGAUGAGUGAGGUUCAUGGGAUCAAACCAAGGGCAAUGCACUAUGCCUGCAUGAUUGAGGUGUUGGGUAGAGACGGUUUGUUAGAUGAAGCCAUUGCUUUCAUCAGAAGAGCUCCCUUGAAACCCACAGUGAAUAUGUGGGCAGCACUCUUGAAUGCCUGUAGGAUGCACGAAAACUUGGAGCUCGGAAGAGUGGUGGCUGAAAAACUCUAUGGAAUGGGACCCGAGAAGCUGGGAAACUAUGUUGUGAUGUAUAAUGUGUACAACAGUUCGGGAAAAACUGCAGAAGCUGCAGGAGUUUUGGAGACAUUGGAUAGCAAAGGUUUGAGAAUGAUGCCGGCCUGUACUUGGGUGGAGAUUGGAGAUCAGACUCACAGUUUUCUUUCAGGAGAUAAGUGUGAUUCGUACAGUGAAACGAUGAAAAGGCAAAUGUACCAAAAAGUUGAUGAAUUAAUGGAAGAAAUUUCCGAGUAUGGGUACUUGGGGGAGGAGAAAAACCUUUUAGCAGACGUGGAUGAGAAUGGAGAAGAAGGAGUAAUGAGAUAUCACAGCGAGAAGCUUGCAAUAGCUUAUGGAUUGGUGAAUAUGCCGGAGUGGAAAGCAUUGCAGAUAACUCAGAACCAUAGGAUAUGCAAAGAUUGUCACAAAGCGGUUGAGUUGAUAGCUUUGGUUACAGGAAGAGAGAUAGUGGUGAGAGAUGCGAGCAGAUUCCAUCAUUUCAAAGAAGGAAAGUGUUCUUGUGGAGGUUAUUGGUGA